CUGGUGCGCGAGACGGAGGCGGCGCUCAAGUCGCUGUCCGGCUCGUGGCCCGGCCCGCGGGCCUCGUUCUACGGGCCUCCCGCAGACCCGCCGCCUGCCUUCGAGAACCUGUUCGAGGAGAAGAAGGUCGAGCAGCACCAGCUGGCGUCUCCGGAACAUACUGAGGACAUCAAGCCGCACAUCGCUGCCCAGCACUCACCGCAGCAGCAGGACGUAAAGCCAGUGCUGCUGCCGUCCACGGGCGAGAUCGUCAAAGAUCCUGCACACCUGACUCCUUCAGUGAAAGCCAACGGCGCUGGCUCCAGCGGGGGUGGAGAUUUGGAGAACCUGCUGAAGAUCGAGAACGAGUGCGCGAGCGCCCAGUCCAAGGUGGGCACAGCGACGGCCGGUAGCGACACGACAGGACCAAAGUUCUCGCAGCCACGCUACGAGCCAGACUUCAACGAACUAGUCGAUGAUUCGUCAAACGAGCUGGAAAUCGACAUGUCAGACCCGUCAGCAACCGGUGGGGCCAGCGGCACCGUAACGGCGCAAAGCGACGUUAAGGAACGGGCGGUUCCCAAAGCGGUGGAUGGGCAGCAUCAGCCGACGGCGUCCCCGGCCUCCGUUACGUCCGCUUUCAGCCCCAGCAACUCGGCGGCAACUUCAGCAUUUCGCACUCCUACCACAACAAAGGUGCCUCCACCGUUGGACCCUCUGGGCCCGUUCCCCGCAGCUGCCACAUUCGUGGGCUACCCCGGUGCGAGCGCGGGCCCCGAGUCCAAGCCGGGCAAGCCGGGGGCCGCUGAUCUCCUGAAGGCGGUUUCGCAAGCGCCCGGGUCCGGCGGUGGCCUGCCCAGCAAAGCAGCGCACCAUUACACCGUGCUCAAGGGCGGCGCUGCCACCGGGGCUGUUAACGGCACGGCCGCCGCCUGCCAUGACGCCAAGCAGUACACUGUGCUGCAGCCCGCGGGCGCCGGCCAAGACGUCGUGGUCAGCGUAGAGCCAGCUAAGCCGCUGCCGUCGCCGCCCGCCAGGACAGAGGGUAGCCGCUGUCCUACGCCUGGUUGCACGGGGCAAGGUCACGUCACUGGACUCUACUCGCACCAUCGCAGCUUAUCCGGAUGCCCAAGAAAAGACAAGGUGACACCUGAAAUCCUGGCGAUGCAUGAGACAAUUCUGAAAUGCCCCACCCCCGGUUGCAAUGGGCGGGGCCAUGUUAGCUCCAACCGGAACACCCACCGCAGCCUGUCGGGCUGCCCGCUGGCCGCCGCCUCCCGGCUGGCGGCGCGCCUCAGCCGCAAGCAGCAGCAGCUCCACCAGCGCCUGCCCCCAGGUCAGCAGCAGCAGCAGCAGCAAUUCUACAAGAAGCCCAAAUCACCUGAGUCGGCCAUCGCUGCUGGCGGUCGCCUCAUACCAAAGUCUGAAGUAGUGUCGGCUGCCAGUUGCUGUUCGGUGACCCUGAAAGUCGAGGCGGGUGCCGGGAGUAACUCGGAGCCCUACCUCAGCCACGACUCCAACUCGUCGUCAGUGUCGAGCAUGGAGCCGCCGCCCCCGCAGCAGCCGGGCCCGCCGCCCAUGGGCUACGGCAUCGGCUACGAACCGCUGCCUCCGCCGCCGCCUCCGGUGGCGUCCGCCGAGGAGCUGUACGGGCGGUACGCGGGGCGGCCGGGCGGCGGGCCGGGCCCGGUGCCGGCGCAGUACAUCGGCCAGGGCUCCCCCUACGAUCCCGCAGCGGCCGCCGCUGCCGCAGCCGCUGCAGCCGCCGCAGCCGCUGGCUACGACCAGCAGCGCUACCCGCAGCUCUACGCCACGCCUACCACCUACCAGGAUGACUACCAGCAGCAUCCUCAGGAGCAGCUGCCGCUGCUGAAGACGGAACCGGUGACAGAGCCGCUGUACCCGCGUCCCAUGUACCACUUCGAUCCCAACGGCGGGGCGCUGCCGCCCGGCUUCUCCUCGGCCAUCAACCUGUCCGUCAAGUGUGUAGCGGCAGGCCAGCUCAAGGGCAACACCUCACCCGGCGGCUCCGUCAUGGACCUGUCCACGUCCAGCGUCACCUCCACCAGCCCCCAGGGCCCCGCAUACGGAGCCAGCAGCCUGAGCCCGCACUACGCCGGUCCACGGGGCUCUAGUCCGCAGGCGGCGACCAGUCCACACCUCUCCGCCAGUCCGCAUGUGCCCAGCCCGCAGGGACAGACUCUGGACCUCAGCGUCAGCAGGGUUCCCGCGAGCGGAGCGCCCAGCCCCAUGUACCCAGGCGGCGCCUACCUGACGGCGGCUGCGACGGCCGCCGCAGCGGCUGCGGCAGCGGCAGCGCCCCCGCGCGACGAACAGACGGAGCCGGUGGACUUCUCGACAGCUAACGAACCCGUCAACUUCAGCCGCGGGCCCGUUUUCCCCGCGGGCGCAGCCGCCUACAGCCGCGAGUCCACGCCCGACAGCGGCUCCCACUACCUCGACUCCUACCGCGAACACGCCAACGGGUACGCGAGUCCCCACCCAGGCUACGCGAUGCAGCAGGCGGAGUACCCGCCCGCGGCCAACAGCUACGCCGCCUACUCGUACUCGUGCGCCAGCGGCUACCCGGGGGGCGGCUACGCGGCGCCCGUCUCCUCCGGCUACUCGCCCGCUGCGCCCUGCUACGCCAUGCCGCCCCCGCAGCCGCCGCAGCCGCCCCUCGACAAGCCUAUCAAGGAGGAAGGCCUGUCCGGUUGCCCGCGUGCCGACCGGUCACAAAUCCAGGCGCACUCACAAGAGCUGAAGUGCCCGACACCGGGGUGCGACGGCUCAGGUCAUGCCACCGGUAACUACUCGUCGCACCGUUCGCUGUCGGGCUGCCCACGCGCCAACAAGCCCAAAAGCAAGCCGCGCGACGGUCAGGACUCCGAACCACUCAGGUGCCCCAUCCCCGGCUGCGACGGCUCCGGACACGCCACCGGCAAGUUCCUGUCGCACAGGAGCGCGUCGGGCUGCCCCAUCGCCAACCGCAACAAGCUGCGCGUGCUCGAGUCUUCGUCCUCGUCGUCUGCAGCGGUGGCCGCCGCCGCUGCCGCCGCCGCUGUCAAGUUCGAGGGCAGUGGUUCGUCCUCUUGCCCGGCCCCCGCCUACGACGGUCCCGGUCACACCGACGGUUCCUCCUUCCUCGCGCACCAUCGAGCCACGCUGUCCAGCUGCCCCCUGACUGUUGCCGCCCCCGGAACGGGCACCCAUCACCCGCCACCCCCCGUUCCAGCCCCGGGGACUGCGGCCGCUGCAGCAGCUGCUGCUGCAGUUGCCGCAGCCGCCGUUGCAGGACCACCGGCGCUCGUCAAGAAGGCACACAAGUUCACCGAGGAGCUGUACUCCAAGGCGCCUGCAGAUAUUCAGUAUUUUAACAAUCCAACAUGUGGAAGGCAGCACACUUCUAAUGCAGCAUCGUUUAAUAUUGGAAGUAUAGAAGGCCCUGUCAAUGCAGUGGGUUCUGGCAGUGAAGACCUGGUGACAUUAGAAGCAGAGAUCACAGAAUUGCAGCGUGAAAAUGCUCGUGUUGAGUCACAGAUGCUCCGUCUACGCACUGAUAUAACAGCCAUGGAAGCACACCUUCGUCAUGGAGAAAAGAUGAUUAGCCAACGCAACAACAAUCUAAAUGAAUACUACGAAAACCUUCGAAAUAAUGUUAUUACUUUACUGGAGCAUGUGAGAUUACCUGGUGGAGGUAGUGGACAACCAGGAAUUGGACCUGCUCCUGGAGAAAAGUUGGUUCAUGAUAAUUUUGACAGCUACCUCAGUAAGCUUCAGACCCUAUGUACUUCCGAUGGUUACUGUGAUGCCGAAGGUAAUCGACCAUUGUAUGAAACUGUGAAAUCUGCUCUACAAGACUUUACUGUACUGCCUACACCCAUCUGAAUUUAACAAACAAAUUAAUAUGAUCUGCAGGUUGAUGCUGAGAAAAUUGAUUAUUGAUCCUACCAUUUACGGAUAAUGUGUGAGUCAGUUGGCAUUAUCGUGAAAUAGUGCUGUGAAUGAAUUAGUAUGCAGUGAUCUUAGUAUGUAUUUGACUCAACAGUAGUGUCUUUGACACUAGAUACUUGGGUUGUUACCCAUGCUACCUUUUUUAAUGGUUAUCAGCUAAUUUUGUGCAUCUAUGCUGGUGUGACUACUUGUGUCUGAACCUGUGAUCCCCGACCUGCAAGUGCAUCUGUGCAAUUGAUUGUAGGCAUAAAAUAUCAACGAAUUCAACUGUGUUGUGAUUAAUAGUUUAUACAGACUUGUAAGUAUUGUAAUCCUCAAUGCUAUAGGUCAGUGUUGUAAUAGAUCGUUUUCUUUGGGAGAUGUCUGUAUUAACACCACUCUUAAAUGCUACAAUGAAGACAAAUGUGGUAUAUGCAGCAAUGGAUUUAAUUAAAAAUUAAAUUAUUUCACAUUUGUGAGUGGUUUACUCAUGUUUCCAAAAACUAUGUCCAAUGUAGAUGAAUUUGCCAUUCAUGUGUGACAGUUGAUUUUGUUGAUUGUCCUUGGACGUGAAUUCACUAGAGUGACAUUCUACUCCAUUGAAAAUAAAUAACACGUUGUUGUGUAUCCUAUGUAGAAUAAAUAUUCUGUUUGUUAGAGCAAAAAAAGAAAAGUGUUAUUUACGAGUAUUACAUGAUCAUUGUACAAGACUAUUUUUGUGCACAUCCCUUCAGGUUUUAUGAUUUCUUGUGUAAGACUACAACAGUCAAUACUUUAUUACCAUAAGCAAAAAGUUUCAAUGGAAAUACAGGGCAAUAUAUUGACACUACAGUAAUGAUAUUUUCUAUGAGGUAUAUUUGUCCUCUCCUAUAACUGGAUAUGACAUCAUGGUGCUAGAUGAUGGUGUUGCAGUCAUGAAUGACAUCUGAUACAUUUUUUGCAAUUGUCUUAAGUGAAGAAUAAAGAAUAUUGUUUGUUUAUGCCUCAACAGAUAGCUUGUUAGACUGAUGUGUUUUUGUUUGUUGUUGUAUUAUUGAUUUUUGUUAAUGCCAUUU
This is a messenger RNA of Schistocerca americana (American grasshopper), 4967 nucleotides long. RefSeq names its product trithorax group protein osa-like. Gene Ontology annotation, cellular component: nucleus. The record is from RefSeq and is a predicted model, not a curated record. Gene Ontology annotation, biological process: regulation of transcription by RNA polymerase II. Gene Ontology annotation, molecular function: zinc ion binding; RNA polymerase II cis-regulatory region sequence-specific DNA binding; DNA-binding transcription factor activity, RNA polymerase II-specific. NCBI's taxonomy places the organism in Eukaryota, Metazoa, Arthropoda, Insecta, Orthoptera, Acrididae. The annotation marks the transcript as partial. The transcript is spliced from 19 exons.